ACCAUCAGACCCAAGGAAGGCUGGCAGGUGUACAGUUCAGCGCAGGAUGCUGACGGUCGCUGCAUCUGUACGGUGGUGGCACCAGAACAGAACUUGUGCUCCAGAGACGCAAAGAGCAGACAGCUCCGCCAGUUACUGGAGAAGAUUCAGAACAUGUCGCAAUCGAUCGAAGUGCUGAACCUGAGGACCCAGAGGGACUUCCAGUAUGUCAUGAAAAUGGAGAGCCAGAUGAAAGGACUCCGAUCAAAGUUCAGACAAAUCGAGUCGAACCGAAGAACAUUAUUGACUAAAAACUUUCAGGAGCUGAAGGGGAAGAUGAAUGAACUGCAGCCGCUGAUUCCAGUGCUGGAGCAGUACAAGACUGAUGCCACACUCAUUUCCCAGUUCAAGGAAGAGAUCAGGAACCUGUCUCUUGUGCUGACUGCUAUCCAGGAGGAGAUAGGAGCGUAUGAUUAUGAGGAACUCCAGCAAAGGGUCCUCGGCUUGGAGGGAAGACUGAGGAACUGUAUGAACAGACUCACCUGUGGUAAGUUGAUGAAAAUCACGGGGCCCAUCACUGUAAAGACAUCAGGAACGAGGUUUGGAGCUUGGAUGACAGACCCUCAGGCUUCACCUAAGAACAAUAAG
Messenger RNA from Sinocyclocheilus grahami, 627 nucleotides. RefSeq names its product noelin-3-like. The record is from RefSeq and is a predicted model, not a curated record. Gene Ontology annotation, biological process: signal transduction. The annotation marks the transcript as partial. The transcript is spliced from 4 exons. Lineage: Eukaryota; Metazoa; Chordata; Actinopteri; Cypriniformes; Cyprinidae.